Peniophora sp. CBMAI 1063 is the source of this 969-nucleotide messenger RNA. The record is from the annotation of a GenBank genome assembly. Lineage: Eukaryota; Fungi; Basidiomycota; Agaricomycetes; Russulales; Peniophoraceae.
AUGCGCGAAGUAAGAUACCUUUUCCAGUCAUCCAGCGUAGCGGCUAAGAGGGUAGAAAAUACCGCUCCCGAGCAGGUAACCCGUUCAAAGUCCACAAGCUUCGAUGCGGCUCUGCCCACGGAGGAUGGCAAACCCGCUCCGCCUGCUAUCCGCGCACUCGGUGACGCGCGCUACGCUCGCAAGUGUAACCUCGUCACCGGCGAAGAGCGUCGCGAGGUCACCGGCGCCAACCUCUUCGCGUGCACGGUGGACAUGUGCGACAUGAGGACACUCCGGGACAUCGCCAUCGUCGACGAGAUACAGAUGAUCGCCGAUCGCGAUCGUGGCGCUGCAUGGACAUCCGCCGUGCUCGGUGUGCCCGCGCGCGAGGUCCGCGGGCUCCACCUUUGGGGUGAAGAGGCCUCGGUGCCGGUGGUCCAGGGGCUGAUGCGGGAGACUGGCGAUGAGCUCGUCGUCAAUCGAUACGAAUGGGCGAGCCCUCUACGCGUUGCAGAUGAAGUGUUGGGAGACCUGUCCAAAGUCCAGAAAGGCGACUGCGCCGUCGCGUUCAGCCGGUCGCACAUCUUUGCGGCCAAACAGGAGAUCGAGUACCGCACCAAGCUUCGAUGUGCGGUUGCGUACGGACGGCAGCCGUCCGAGGUCCGCAGCGAGCAGGCCGCGCUGUUCAACGAUUCCAACUCGGGCUUCGAUGUGCUCGUUGGGUUAGGUUAUACUCUUUGGAACGGUGGUUGUGUCAAGCAGACACCCAUCUUAGACGAAUACGAGUCUUCUGUCUGGUUUCCGGUCUUUGUGCAUAUCCAUGAUAAUGCACAGGAGGGUGAAGAUCUCGCAGCACCAUCUUCUAGUCUUGAAUACAAAUCCUCCUCCUGUCUCCUCUCCCUUUAUCGCGUUCAUCUCUGUCUAAUCUCCUACCUCCCCGGGACCUCAUAUUCAACACUGGCACGCGUGCGUAGCAAUAGCAUGAAGUGA